This is a messenger RNA of Salvia hispanica, 802 nucleotides long. NCBI's taxonomy places the organism in Eukaryota, Viridiplantae, Streptophyta, Magnoliopsida, Lamiales, Lamiaceae. The record is from RefSeq and is a predicted model, not a curated record.
UGUUUGGCAGAGACCUUGGUGCACUCUACACUCGAACCAUGUAAUGAUGCAGAUUUUACAUUCUCUGUUAAUUUUAACAUGAAAGAGCACACAAUAUAUGUCCGAUGCCGUCCUCAUCUUAGAGAUUUCCUGGAGAGAGUAUCUGGAAUUUUCGAGGUAAUUAUAUUUACAGCGAGUCAAAGCAUCUAUGCAGAGCAGCUUUUAAAUGUCUUGGACCCCAAGAGGAAAAUCUUUCGCCAUCGCAUUUUUCGUGAUUCCUGUGUCUUUGUUGAUGGAAAUUAUCUAAAAGACCUAUCAGUUCUUGGUCGUGACUUGUCGUGUGUCAUUAUAAUUGACAAUUCACCUCAGGCUUUUGGUUUCCAAGUUGACAAUGGAAUACCAAUUGAAAGCUGGUUUGAUGAUCGUACCGAUUCAGAACUGUUAUUGCUGCUCCCCUUCUUGGAAAGCUUAGUUGGAGCUCAAGACGUACGGCCCCUAAUCGCCAAGAAAUACAAUCUCCGAGAGAAAAUAGCCACAGCAGUCCCCCCUUUAGAGUACAAUGAAAGAGGCCCGUUGUAGAGAUGAGGAUCGAUGUUUAUUCAUACUUGCUUCUCCGUUGCGGAGAUGAGGAUCGAUGUUUAUUCAUACUUGCUUCUCCGUUUACUUGUCCCAAGCAGUAGAAGUGAUAAAAGAACCACACACAGGUAAAAGCAGUGUGAUCUCAAUCUCAAGGUGUUUGAGGACUGCAGACGUUGACCGGAAAUGGAAAUGAAUAAUUAAGUUUAUACAAGUCACUUUUCAAACAAUUGAUUUAUUUGCUUCA